This is a messenger RNA of Microtus oregoni (creeping vole), 4871 nucleotides long. It is a transcript of the gene Agbl3, whose product is annotated as AGBL carboxypeptidase 3. Gene Ontology annotation, biological process: proteolysis. The coding region runs from base 350 to 3364 and encodes 1004 amino acids. The record is from RefSeq and is a predicted model, not a curated record. NCBI's taxonomy places the organism in Eukaryota, Metazoa, Chordata, Mammalia, Rodentia, Cricetidae. Gene Ontology annotation, molecular function: zinc ion binding; metallocarboxypeptidase activity. The transcript is spliced from 19 exons.
GCGGCCGCUGAAUUACGAUGGCGUCUCCUCUGGCUCGGUCGUCUCCGGCUGUCUAGGGGGCGUCCUGAAGUACUCUCCCGGCAAGGGUGGAACGACCGAGGGGGCGAGGCGGGCGGCAGAGGCGCCGCUUAGGCAGGGGAACGCGAGCAAUGCGCCCGGCGGCGCGGGGCGGCGCGGGGCCGGAAUUUUAGAGCUCUGUCACUGUUAAUUAAAUACAGUUGGAUGUGUUUGGAGUAGUCAGCUAAUGUAGAACACCUAGGCUUAAGAGAAAAGCCGCCCGAUAGUUUCCUUAGAACUUCUACAGCCUCCCCACAUACUAAGUGAAAGUUCAAGGCAGACACUAGGAGAGAUGUCAGAAGACUCGGAGGAGGAAGACUAUUCAGACAGAAGUAUCAGCGAUGAUGAUGAAUCGGAUGAGGUUGCGUUUGUGAAAUUUGUAAGCGAUGAUAUCCAUCGGUGUGCACUGCUAGCAGAUUAUAUUGGUGACCCAUUCUUCCCUCGAACUACACAGAUUUUAUUGGAGUAUCAGCUAGGAAGAUGGGUACCACGCCUCCGUGAACCACGGGAUUUAUAUGGUGUCUCUUCUUCUGGUCCACUGAGCCCAACACGGUGGCCAUACCACUGUGAGGUCAUUGAUGAAAAAGUCCAGCAUAUUGAGUGGACUCCUUUUUUUCCUGAGCCAGUAUAUGUCCCAACGGGCAUGGAAAUAGAACCUGUUUACCCAAACUCCAAGGAAGAUACUGUGGUUUAUCUAGCUGAAGACGCUUACAAAGAGCCCUGUUUUGUGUAUUCCCGCGUUGGGGGUAACCGGACGUCCUUGAAACAGCCCGUGGAUAACUGUGACAACACUUUGGUGUUUGAAGCGAGGUUUGAGAGUGGUAAUCUACAGAAGGUAGUCAAAGUGGCAGAUUAUGAAUAUCAGUUGACUGUGCGCCCAGACCUCUUCACAAAUAAGCAUACUCAGUGGUACUAUUUCCAGGUCACUAACACCCAAGCAGAAAUAGCCUACAGAUUCACUAUUGUCAACUUCACCAAGCCCUCUAGUCUUUACAAUCGGGGUAUGAAGCCACUGUUCUAUUCUGAAAAAGAGGCCAAAAUCCAUAACAUUGGCUGGCAGAGAAUAGGAGACCAAAUCAAGUAUUAUAAAAACAACCUGGGACAAGAUGGGCGCCACUUUUUUUCUCUUACAUGGACAUUUCAGUUUCCACACAGCAAGGAUACUUGCUACUUUGCUCACUGCUAUCCAUACACUUACACCAACCUUCAAGAAUACCUUUCUGGCAUCAACAGUGACCCAGUAAGAUCAAAGUUUUGUAAAAUACGUGUCUUGUGCCACACACUUGCUAGGAAUAUGGUGUAUGUCUUGACAAUCACUACUCCCUUGAAGAACAGUGACUCAAGAAAGCGCAAGGCUGUGAUUUUGACUGCAAGGGUUCACCCAGGAGAGACCAACAGCUCUUGGAUCAUGAAAGGCUUCCUAGAUUAUAUUUUAGGAGACUCGAGUGAUGCACGGUUGCUUCGGGACACUUUCAUCUUCAAGGUGGUACCCAUGCUGAAUCCAGAUGGUGUGAUCGUGGGAAAUUACCGAUGUUCCUUAGCUGGACGGGAUUUAAACCGUAACUAUACAUCUCUCCUGAAGGAAUCUUACCCUUCUGUUUGGUAUACAAGGAACAUGAUCCAUAGGUUAAUGGAGAAACGAGAAGUUAUUUUAUAUUGUGAUCUUCAUGGCCAUAGUAGGAAACAGAACAUUUUCAUGUAUGGCUGUGAUGGAAGCAGCAGAUCUAAAACAAAAGGAUUAUACUUACAACAACGAAUCUUCCCACUUAUGCUGAGCAAAAACUGCCCAAAUAAAUUUUCCUUCUCAGCUUGCAAGUUUAACGUUCAGAAGAGCAAGGAAGGGACAGGAAGGGUUGUGAUGUGGAAGAUGGGCAUCAGGAACAGCUUCACCCUGGAGGCCACCUUCUGCGGAUCUACUCUUGGUAAUAAACGAGGCACCCACUUCAGCACAAAAGACUUAGAGUCAAUGGGAUAUCAUUUUUGUGAUUCUCUAUUGGACUACUGUGAUCCUGACCGGAGCAAGUAUUUUAAGUGCCUGAAAGAAUUAGAAGAAAUGGAAAAACAUAUGAACUUGGAAAGAGGCUUUGAUGAUUCAGAUACUUCUCUAGUAGAAAUAUCAAUGGAUGUGGAGUCUAGUAGUCGAGGCUCUGACAGUUCAGAGUCUAAUGAGACUCCGACCUAUCUUCUCAAGCUGACCUCUCAGGGGAAAAACAAGAAAAAGUAUCUGAAAACAAAGAGGGAAAGAAAUGCCACCUUAGCAAAGCGCCGGAAUUACGCAAGAGAGGUUUAUGGUAAAGAACAUUUGCUCCAAAGACACGAAGAAUCAAAUUCUGAUGUGAAAGAUCCAAGGCCAACUGUACCGGAUGUUUAUGUGGCUCAUUGUUUCAGAAGACCAUUGCCUAAUCAAGGCUUGGUGAAGAUUCCUGGACACAGCUUUUAUGCCCGAAAAACACACCCAAGCUCCCAACGUGUGAGUCAGAGUCUUAUCAAAGAGCAACGGACACAUAUUUUAGAAACUUGUAAGGGCCCAGUCCAGGAAGCAGUUCAGUCCAAAGGAACCGACAUGUAUGAGAGCUGUUUCAAAGUGGCAUCCCUGAAGUGUCCUGUGAGCAAACAAACUUCAAAUUGGAUUGAGAAGACGAGAAUACCAACAGAGUCACAUCGUGAACUGAAAAGCAAAGUAAAAAGAUGUGCAUCUUUCCAAAGCAAGAGGACUGGUAUAAAUUGGACAGAUGAUGAAAAAAGAAUCUACAGAGAUAAAAGAAUAGCUCAGACCCAGGAAAUACUACAGUAUUUACUCCCUAUCGUGGAAUCCUCUAAAAGCAUGAAAUCUACUCAAAUGAAAGACCUAUUCACUUCAGGAGCUGACUUCCAGCAACAUCAACUCAUUCCAACUGCUAGCAUAAAUACAAGAAGAUACAGCCUACCUUGGACACCAAGCAGAAAGCUCGCUUUGAAAACCGGAAGGAAUCUUGUGACAGAUACCGCAGAAUGGCUCCAGCCUGUGCCCCAGAGAUCACUAGAAUAUUUAUCAUCCCUCUGCCGUCUUCAGAAGAGGAAAAAGCAUUCUGAACCCCGGGCCAGACACACUGAAUAUAUGAUGAAUAUAUAUGGCCGCAAACGGGAGACUAUUCCCUCACAUCCUAAAACGGAUGCCAACGCUGUCAGUGGUAACAGCCUUCAGCCUGCAGAAUCCACCCUGAAGAGCUCUCAGCAGACAGUUCCUCAUCUAACUAAAAGCAACAAGAAACCAAAUGAGAGUAACAGCCCUCUCACCUUGCGUCUGAAGUUCCACGGCAACAGUUAAUCAAGCUGAAAGUGCUUCCGGAACUGUGGUUGAUGGAGAUGCUCCGACACAGUAAAAAUCAGCAGCCCCUGCCCUGCCCUGCCCUGCCCUGCCCUGCCCUGCCCUGCUCUGCCCUGCCCUCUUCACAUGCAUCUUCCUUAGAUGAAACAUCUUUCAGAGACUUUAAAAAAUCCAGAGGAAAUAUAGAAAAGUUAAAAAAACACAUAUAUUUAAUUUGUAUCAACAUGGAAAAAAGCUUGAAAUUUUUGAUUUCUUGCAAAAUUAUGUGUGUAUAGAACAAAAAGAAACUAAGACUUGAAGGAAGAACAUGCUAUUAAUGAUUUCAGUCACUUUGAUGAACCAGCAGUCAUAUUCCAUGUUUCUUUUAUAUAGUUGGUGUGCUAUAAAUAGCACAGGAGAAAUAAACAAUAUUUCUCCCUUCUAGAAGAGCAUCAUAUAAUUGUUCCCAGGAGCUCACAUGAUAGCUUGGCAUAGGGCACACGAUAGUAAUCCCAGCACUUGGGAAGUAGAGGCAGAAGGAUCAGGGAUCCAGGCUUUUAAAUGUUGGGCAACAUUUAAAAGCAGCAAGAUAAAUAUUAAUAAUAACUGAAUAGUAAAACAGUAAUUUAUGUACCUCCAGCUAAUGAACUAACACAUAUCAGAAGAUGCUAACUGUACAGACCAAAGGGUGGAACCAAAUAACAUGGAAAUAUAUUAUGGUUUCAAAGUCAUUUUACCUCUCCUAGUUAAGCAAAGUUUUAAAAGAUUAGAAAUGCCCUUUCUCCUAGGGCAGCAAGUGCUCGCCUCCAGCCUUUCACUCAAGUGGGUAUUUCGGAAGUAAAUCCUACACCUCACUUUUGUCUUAAGGCAGUGAGCAGUCAGGCUGUGGGGUGGGUGGUACACGCUAUCUCCCAAUGGUUUAGGAGCCUGACUCAAAGAUCACAAGUUCAAGGCUUGUCUGGGCUUACAGCGUGAGUUCAAGAGUGGUCUCAGCAACCUAAUGAAUGCUGUAUCCAAACAAAAGACUGAAACAGCACGGAGGGAAACGGAGGGUGUAGCUCGGUGACAGAGAACUACCUGCCGAGUGUGGGGAGACCCUAGUUCACACCCCAGUGUCACCCGAAAAUAGAAAUAAUACAGUGAGUACGAGGAGGGAGUCCCGCAACACGUUCAGCCAGUGUGUCAGUCAGGACGAAGGCGAGCGAGGGAGGAAGCAGGCCGCCAGGCCUGGGACUCGAGAGGCACGGGAGACAUGACAUAGGUCUAAGGAGGUUCGCGGUCAGUGUUUCUAGUAGCCGAAAGGGACUUGAGAGCUCACUGCGGUGUUAAGAGAAUAAUGCGAUUUGUAGGGAGCGUUGACCAUAAAUUUCCUCGCGAACCCUUACACACACGGCAGGGAGCAACUGUGUUCCUCAGUAAGAAGGACUGUGUUUGGGGGGCGGGUAGGUAUCUGGGUUCCCAGAGAGGUCCCUAAUUUCUUUCCUGGGAAUUCUUACCCUGGUAACUGACACCAUGGAGGAGCACGAGC